Molecule: messenger RNA, 1805 nt
Organism: Aedes aegypti (yellow fever mosquito)
Lineage: Eukaryota; Metazoa; Arthropoda; Insecta; Diptera; Culicidae
Product: zinc finger and SCAN domain-containing protein 31-like
Exons: 4
Coding region: 169-1752 (527 amino acids)
Biological process (GO): regulation of transcription by RNA polymerase II
Cellular component (GO): nucleus
Molecular function (GO): DNA-binding transcription factor activity, RNA polymerase II-specific; RNA polymerase II transcription regulatory region sequence-specific DNA binding
Source: RefSeq, a predicted model, not a curated record
AUAUGCAUAGGGGAGGGGCUGUGCAGUCAGUACAGUAAUCGAACAGAUGAAGACUCGGUGUUAUCCAAGUUGCAGUGAUUUACAAUACCUAUAUCAAAUUUAAAUUAGAGUUGUCGGAACAAGUCACAGUUUGUUCAAUAAAUUGAAUCUACACCCACAAAAUCGACCAUGCCAAGGUCCAAAAAAGCAAAAGCAGCAAAAAUGAGGGAGGCAGCGAAAAAACUGGCUCGCCAAUCUGCCCAGGCUUUGCUAAAUCCUUUUUCACUCAAUCAGCUGCCCAAUGCAGACACCCCGGAUUUAAACAAUGAAGGGACUGCGAUCCCUUUGGAACCGAUCAUCACCAUCAGCGUCAAACAGGAACCGGAACGGGAAAUCGAAGUGAGUUCUUUCGAAGCGGAAGUCAAAGUGGAGCCGCUGGAACCGGCGACGGAAGGGGAAGAACUGGACCCAAUCGGGGCAGCCAAUGAUGAACCAGAGGAGUUUGACCAGAAGCAUUUCGAGCUGGCACCGUUAGACCCGCAUGAUCCCCGCUGCCAGUUCUGCUUAAAACCCUUCCGGGAAUCCGGAGGACAAGGCAUCAUUUCGCGGAAACGGAUUGUGUUCGUCUUGGGCGAACGGCGCUGGGGAUCUCCUCGGGAGCAUCCUAGGUGCUGCAAUAGUUGCAAGCAGCUAUUCGAGCUGUUCUACGAGUUCAAGAGAUCCUGUUUGAUAGCUUUGACCCGACCGGAACUGCUUUUAGCCAGCUUGGCUAAAACUGAGAGGCACGAGGUGCCCGUUCUGGAAGGGGAGACAAAGUUCAAAUGGAUCCAAGGGUCCACGGAAGAAACAGAAGUCGAAGAUCCCGAGUCACAUCCGCAGGAUAUGGAGCAAAGGAAUGAAGGACUGGGAGUAGAUUUUCAGGAAAAGGAGAUUGAAGAAAAUCAGGUUUCUCAAUUUCUUGACGAUACGGACGAUAAGCAAGAUCGUACCGAGAAUUAUUCUGAUUGGGAAUCUGAAAAAUCAUACCCUGAAACAGGGGACUUAUCGUCGAAGGAAGGCCACACUAAGCGGCAGAACAAGAAGCCUAAGGACAGUACAAGGAAGUACUGUUUCCGUUGUAAGAAGUUUUACGAAACGGAAGCCGUCUACUGGGAGCACAAACCAAGCUGCACCAGACCACCGCGAGAUCCACCACCGCUGGCGUGUCCUCAGUGUCCGAAGAGGUUCAAUCGCCAGGAGCAGCUGAUGUAUCACGUUAACCAACAUAAUGGAAUAAGAACGGUGCCCUGCCGCCGAGAGGGUUGCACAAAAAUGUUCUUCCGGCCCAGCGUUCGCCAAAGGCACGAAUUGUUUUGCGGUAAGGAUCCGCAGAUUAUGUGCACCAUGUGCGCCGCUAUCUUUCGCUCGAGUAGCGCCUUGGCAGCUCACAUGGCCACCCAUGGGGAUCCGACGUACAUCUGCGAGGUGUGCAACAAGGGAUUCUACACGAAAGCUAGUCUGCAAAAGCACGCUCCAGCCCACUCCGGGGAGCGGAAAUUCGAGUGCAAAGUGUGCGGCAAGCGUUUCAAGUCCUACGAAGCCAAUCGGGUGCACCAGCGGAUCCACACCCAGGAAAAGCCGUACAUUUGUCCCAACUGCGGUAUGGCUUUCAUGUACAAGUGCAUACUGAAAACGCACCUGCAGAAGGGGCAGUGCGUCGGACAGGCUUCGGUGGAAUUAGCGCAAAAUGAGUUGGCUAAAGCCACCAGUUCCAUGGAGAUCCAGAUGACUUAGAUUGAAGGUAGGAAGGUUUUGAAUUAGCAAUAAAGGACGCGCUAUUAGUUGGA